UGUCUCUCUCUCUCCCCAUAGCAGUAUUAUUAUAUUAUAUGUACCCCUCUCUCUCUCUCUCUCUCUCUCCAUCCAGCUUCUGAUAUUUUCUCAAGAUUAAUUCUCACUGCCUGCCAAAACUUGCAUCUCUAAAAUGUUUUUAGCUGCUUGUUGACAUCUUCUUCAGCAUGGGGGAGGCUCAAGAAGUUCAACUCCAAAUCGAGCAAGGCUGCAGAGAAGCAACCUCAUCGUCAUCAGCUGCUGAAAAUGGAAACUCAUCAUCAAACCCCCAACCAACCGUCCCUGAGCUCCGGCGGUGGCUACAAGUCGCCGUCUACGCCGUCUUGGUGCUCGCCGGGCAGUCGGUCGCGACCCUGCUCGGCCGACUCUACUUCGAGAAGGGCGGAAAGAGCAAGUGGGUGGCCACCCUGGUGCAGCCCGGCGGCUUCCCGGUCCUCCUCCCUCUCCUCUUCCUCAAGCAAUCUGCCCCAAAUGGCAGCCACCAAAGGCCACCUAAUGUUUCUCCCAUGCUCCUUGCCUCAAUCUACUUUGGCUCUGGCUUAUUCCUAGCAGGCGACUGCAUGUUGUUUGCUAUAGGGCUGCAAUACCUUCCCGCCUCUACUUUUUCCCUCAUCUGUGCAAGCCAACUGGGCUUCAAUGCCUUCUUCUCCUUCUUCCUCAAUGCCCAGAAGCUCACGGUUUUCAUAAUCAACUCUCUCGUCCUCCUCACCAUCUCCUCUGUUCUCCUGGUUUUUGGACCAGAUGACUCGUCGAGUUCCGGUAGAGUAUCGAGAGGGAAGUAUAUCAUCGGCUUCGUGUGCACUGCUUUUGGGGCCGCCGGGUACGCGCUGCUGCUCUCCGCAGGCCAGGUGUUCUUCCAAAAGGUGCUGAAAAGCUCAACCCUUCAGGUGAUAGUGAGGCUGAUAAUCUACCAGUCGCUGGUGGCGACGAGUGCGAUCGUGGUGGGGCUCUUUGCGAGCGGGGAGUGGAGAAGUUUGAGGCAGGAGAUGGAUGAGUUUGGGCUAGGGAAAGUCUCGUAUGUGAUGACUUUGGUGUGGACGGCCAUUAUAUGGCAAAUGUUUUCCAUUGGCGUAGUGGGCCUGAUUUUCAAGGUCUCCUCCCUCUUCUGCAAUGUCAUUAGCACCCUCGGCUUGCCUAUUGUUCCUGUCUGUGCUGUGAUCUUCUUCCAUGACAAGAUGGAUGGCGUCAAGGCUAUUGCCAUGUUGUUGGCUGUUUGGGGCUUUGUCUCAUAUCUCUACCAGCAUUAUUUGGAUGAUUUCAAGUCCAAGGCCAUGAAACAAAGUGUUCAACUUACUCAACUUAAUUGAGUUGAGAGAGUAGGUUGCGUCUCUUAGACAUCCAAUUAACAUAUCUUAAUGGUCAAUCACGUAAUAUUAUGUGUUCGUGAUAAGAGUAAAUUUGUAAAAAAUAAUUAAACUCUAUUAAACAUAUUUAAAAACUCGUUGUUCUUUU
Molecule: messenger RNA, 1452 nt
Organism: Diospyros lotus (date-plum)
Lineage: Eukaryota; Viridiplantae; Streptophyta; Magnoliopsida; Ericales; Ebenaceae
Product: purine permease 21-like
Exons: 3
Coding region: 168-1307 (379 amino acids)
Cellular component (GO): membrane
Molecular function (GO): purine nucleoside transmembrane transporter activity
Source: RefSeq, a predicted model, not a curated record